Molecule: messenger RNA, 2171 nt
Organism: Neodiprion fabricii
Lineage: Eukaryota; Metazoa; Arthropoda; Insecta; Hymenoptera; Diprionidae
Product: dynein regulatory complex protein 9-like
Exons: 9
Coding region: 454-2109 (551 amino acids)
Biological process (GO): cilium organization
Cellular component (GO): cytoplasm; motile cilium
Molecular function (GO): protein binding
Source: RefSeq, a predicted model, not a curated record
CGGAAAAUAAACCAGGCAAAUUCAAGUUAGAGUACGUGGACAACUCUUUCGAGCCAGUUGAAAAAGAAAUAAUCGUUGCGACACAAAUCUCGCUGCACUGCAAUCGUUUAAAAAUUCACGGAAGAACAUCGACGAUACAUUACGUGUCCAUUACGAAACUGCGAUGACAAAAAGAUGAAAAUAUACCUAUUACGAGCACGAGUUCAUUGAGAAAAGAUAGCUUCGUCACAAUUCUUCAGUCCAAUUCUUACAUCAUUGCAGAGUGCAGUGCCAACGUGAUGAGCGGGCGACAGGAAGCUAAACCACGUGAUUCAAACCCUGCCACACAUUACAACAUCUUACGAUGGAAUGGGACGACUUUAAGGACAAAAUAUCGGUCCCGAUAUACGUAGCAAUAACGCUGGCGAUGUUCCUGUUUGAUAAAUACGGCAAAUUAUAAACCCGAAUGACAGGAUGAAUGCGGUAACCAAGACAGCAAAGUCUUCCAACGUGGAAAACCAGACCAAGGCGAGAACGCAGCAAAGAAAUUCGUACACCCAGCAAAGGCACAGCUCGAGCAAUGCCCUGGCAAAAAUAUCGGCCGUAACAGCCGAUCAGCGACGAGCUUCAGAAGUCGGACAGGCGACUAUUUCUUCGGUACGAAAACACGAGCAGCUGGCCGAAGACACGCGGAGGAAGUCCGCCCAUAUGGCGGUGACUAACGUCAUGAGGAUUUCCGGCAGCGAAUUGGAACCCAACCUGCAGAAUUACGAGGAAACGCAAAGUGGGCAGUUGGAAAAAUCUUACAAAAAAGAAACUAACGAACAGAAACGGGUAAUGGUUCAAGAAGUUCCGAGGGAUGAACAAGAGACAACUGAUGAUCUUAUCGCCAAGAGUAAACCGCGAAUGCAACCGUUUGUGGGCAAGGCGGAACCGGUCGCGUCAGAUAUCGAGUGUACGACACCAGGCAGCCGGCGGACGAUCGGUAACAAAGGUUCAUCGAGCGACGCGAACGUGAAGAGUUUGACGAUGGAUCACCAAACGGCGAUAACAUUAUCCAGCCUGGAAGCGGCCAGUUUUUACUGCGUUCUACAGGAAUGUCUCGAUUUCCUGAGCAUCCUGCGCUACGUGAUCCCGGCUGAGAUUGACGAGCGUUGGGACGAGCGUUACAAGACGAUCGCGGAACUUUACGGCGUGCCGGAUGAGCCGAAAAUGAUAUUUCGCGAGGACAUGGGACUUCUGCCUGUGAUACCCAGCGUUGCGGAAAAGAUUCAGCGCGACAGGACUUACGCGUACGAAAUUCUGAGGAGGACGACCAGUAACAUCAGGGAGAAUAAAACGUUCGAAUCUCUGGAACUGGUUAUCGAAGACAUUGUUAAAACUCAAGAGGGAGAACGAGAAUUGCAAAUAAACUGGGAGCUUUGGACGGAGCAGGCCAAACAACUGCAAGAUCUCGUGGACUAUGAUAAACUAGAAUUUGACGAUACGCGGAAGCAACGAAUCGAGAUGGUUCGGAAGGUCAACGCCGACGUGGACAACUCGAUAUUUCUCAACGGAUCUCAACUUGGAUACGUGGAGAGAUGGGAAGACGCUCAACUUGAAAAGCAGGAAUUGAAGCUGGCGCAGAAAGAAGGCGAAUUGCUGAGCCUCAAGGCAAACUGUGAAAAAUUGGAAAAGGCUGAUCAGAUAGUAUCGGGUGAAGUGCGAACUUAUCUCGAGGCAAACACUCGGGAAAUGGAAGAUGAGAUUAUAUCUUGGACAAGCCAAUACAUCGAGGAGCUUGAAAGACGAGAACAGGAAAUGACUGAACUAAAGGAUCACAUCGAAGGUCAAUUAGUUGAACUAGAGGAACUGAGUUUGUUGAGAGACGCGAGGCAAGUUUUCAUCGACGAAGUACUAGCGGAAAAGGAGCGAGCUAGAAAGGAAGAGGAAUACUGGCGAGAAAUUCAUCGGGUCGCCACCCUCAUUCAGGCACAGUGGAGGGGGUACAUGGUUCGAAAACAAAUCGGCCCCUUCAAAGGGCUCCGAGCACGAUUAAAAAAACGCAAAGGCAAGGGUGGCAAAGCCCAGAAGAUGGCUGGAAAAGGACGUAAGAAGCCUAGGACUUCGCCCUCGAAAAAGAAAAAAUAACUAUGAACCAAACUUCAGAGUUCUUCGAUUAAAUAUCUCAUCACAGCACGUGACGCAUUAUA